AUGGGGGACAAGUUUGGCGAUCGUCCGCUGCACGAGGCCUCCGAACAACCACACCAUGUCCCAGCUGAAACACAGUUCAGGAUGUCCGCAGGAUAUUGGGAAGGCGAUGGUUAUCGAUAUCAACGGAGAGAACGCCAGUGCCAGUACACAAAUCGCCAUGAUUCUCGCCUCAGCCGGAGCGCGCUGGAGGUGUCUGACAAGAAAGAACGAGAUCCGGUGGAGCUCUGCUCGACCCACGCUCCGAACGUGCUGAAGAAAUGUCAUCGUUUGACCACUUGCCCAGGCGGCAGGUGGACACACCCUCUGCCGCAUAGCCGUGCGCUCAUAUAUGCCUCUCCCAGACGGCGCGCUCUCCACGUGUCUAGUGUGUGAGACUGUGUCGCCGUCGUGGCUCUGUUGCCGUGUCGUCUCACGAUGCAACCUGCGAGAAAUGUCAAGUGUCCCGCAACUGGCCAUCUGUCGCCAGCCGUCUCCCAUAGCACUAGGAUCGAGGACAAUGUGUGGUAUGUUCUAAAGCGGAAGCCUCACGUCCGUCUUCAAGCCCUGUCUCCACAUGGUGGCGUGUGACAGCUGCUCGUCCAUCAUGACGAAAUGUGUCAAGUGUCGCACUGCCAUCGAGACCGCCGUACCUCUCUCUCCUUG
Molecule: messenger RNA, 642 nt
Organism: Geodia barretti
Lineage: Eukaryota; Metazoa; Porifera; Demospongiae; Tetractinellida; Geodiidae
Source: the annotation of a GenBank genome assembly